AUGGUGCGGGUGCCGUGGGGCGUGCUGCUCGCCGCCGCGCUGCUCGCCGCCGCGCUGCUCGCCGCGGGCAGCUCAAGAGCUCGUGGGCAGAUGGUGGCAGUGGCCCAACCUGGGCUGUGUCACUUUGGUUCUAAGUUGGAUUGUUGCUAUGGCUGGAGAAGGAACAACAAGGACCACUGUGAAGCUGUCUGUAGACAUGGCUGCAAGUAUGGCGAGUGCGUGGGACCAAACAAAUGCAAAUGCUUUCCUGGAUUUACAGGGAAAACCUGUAGUCAAGAUCUGAAUGAAUGCGGCCUGAAACCCCGUCUUUGUGAGCACAGGUGUAUGAAUACCCAUGGCAGCUACAAGUGCUACUGUCUUAACGGGUACAUGCUUAUACCAGAUGGAAAAUGUGCAAGCUCCAGGACAUGUGCCAUAGUAAACUGCCAAUAUGGAUGUAAAGAAGUCCAAGGGGAAGUACAGUGUCUUUGUCCAUCAGUGGGCCUUCAGUUGGGACCAAAUGGGAGAACAUGCAUUGAUAUUGAUGAAUGUUCCAGUGGCAAAACUCUUUGCUCUUACAACCGCAGAUGUGUCAACACGUUUGGAAGCUAUUAUUGCAAGUGUCGGCUUGGAUAUGAACUGAAAUAUAUCAAUGGCCAUUACAACUGCGUAGAUGUAAAUGAAUGUGUGGCAAAUACACACAAGUGUAACAUCCAUGCAGAGUGCCUCAAUACCCAGGGAACCUUCAGAUGCAAAUGUAAACAGGGCUACCGAGGAAGUGGAUUYGAUUGCUCUGUUAUCUCUGAAAAGUCUGUGAAGGAAAUUCCAAGAACUCCUGGAGCAGUUAAGGACACAAUUAAGAAACUUCUUGUACAUAAAAAUAGUGUGAAAAAACAUGAAGCAAUGAAGAAUGUAAUUCCAGAACCAGCCAUGACACCAGCUUUUAAGGCCCACUUGCAGCCAUUUGAUUAUGGAGGUGGUACCUAUCUUGGUGGGAGCUACAGUGAAAAAGAGACUGAGAUUGCUAGAGCAGAGGAGAUGGAGGACAUAGAAGAGGAAAAAAAGGAAGAUUUUGAGAAUCAGAUCAACCAAGAGCAAAGCAUUAGAGGAGAUGUUUUUUUUCCCAAGGUUAAAGAAGCAGCUGCUUUUGGCCCUUUUCUGGCACAGAAGAAAGUUCCAAUAUCAACACCAGAGCAAGAAGUUGACUGCAGCUUCAGUCACGGGGUCUGCGACUGGAAACAAGAUACUGAUGAUGACUUUGACUGGAAUCUUGCUGAUCGAGAUAGUGGUGAUGGUUACUACAUGGCAGUUCCAGCCUUUGUGGGUCACAAGAAGGAUAUGGGCCGACUAAAACUUCUCCUUACUGACCUCAAACCAAGAAGUAGCUACUGCUUGAUUUUCAGCUAUCGUCUUGCUGGUGAGAAAGUGGGGAAACUUCGAGUCUUCCUGGUCAGCAAAAAAACUGCUCCUGUCUGGGAGGAAAGCAAAGGAAAAGAUGAAAGGUGGAGAACUGGAAAAAUAGAAAUAUUUCAGGGAGCUGAAACAACAAACAGCAUCACUUUUGAAUCAGAACGUGGGAAAGGCAAAACUGGAGAAAUUGGAGUGGACAAUGUUAUACUAGCUUCUGGUCUAUGCCCUGAAGAUACCUGA
This is a messenger RNA of Nothoprocta perdicaria, 1629 nucleotides long. RefSeq names its product EGF like domain multiple 6 (gene EGFL6). Bases 1 to 1629 code for a protein of 542 amino acids. Gene Ontology annotation, cellular component: membrane. The record is from RefSeq and is a predicted model, not a curated record. Gene Ontology annotation, molecular function: calcium ion binding. The transcript has 12 exons. Lineage: Eukaryota; Metazoa; Chordata; Aves; Tinamiformes; Tinamidae.